This is a messenger RNA of Auanema sp. JU1783, 672 nucleotides long. NCBI's taxonomy places the organism in Eukaryota, Metazoa, Nematoda, Chromadorea, Rhabditida, Rhabditidae. The record is from the annotation of a GenBank genome assembly.
AUGAAAGAUUACUUUCUUUUAUCAGGGAAAGUUCUUCGUGGUGGUGAGUUAGAGUUGUCUCGCUUCGAGCGUUGCCCUCGAGGUGAUCUUGAACGUUUACGAGGAGAAGACGUCGAGCGUUGUCUUCGAGGUGAUCUGGAGCGUUGUCUUCGAGGGGAUCUGGAACGUUGUCUUCGAGGGGAUCUGGAGCGCUGUCUUCGAGGUGAUCUGGAGCGUUUACGGGGAGAAGACGUCGAGCGCCUUCUUCGUACAGGAGAUCCAGAACGCUUAUUUUUUGCUGGAGAAUCAGAACGCUUCCUUCUUGCUGGAGAUUCAAAAUGUUUCCUUCUUUUUGGAGAUUCAGAACGCUUCCUUCUUACAGGAGAUCCAGAACGUUUUCUUCGUGCAGGAGAAUCAGAACGCUUCCUUCGUGGAGGAGAUUCAGAUCGUUUCCUUCGCGCAGGAGAUUCAGAUCGUUUCCUUCGCGCAGGAGAUUUUGAACGCCUAAUACGAGGUGAUUCUGAGUUUUUACGUGGAGAAGACGUCGAACGCUUCCUUCGUGCAGGUGAUCUAGACCGCUUCCUUCGUGCAGGAGAUUUCGAACGCCCAUUACGAGGAGAACGCGAAGGCAUUGAUGUGGUAAUCCUUAAAAACCAAAGUCCUUAUAAGAUAACCACAUACACAUUGAAGUAA